CGAUCCAAAACAUUAACAGACGUUACAAGCAGUAUGGCAGCUCCCAUGAGCAGUGUGGGUAAACCCUCGGCUGAACGUUUACCGUUCAAUACUACGAGUUUUCAGAAGAAAACAAGAAGCAAGUUAAUCUCCAUACCUGGCACCAGACCUUCGGUUCAAAAUGGACAACUCUUAGUUUCGACCGGUGUCACGUCACUCGACUAUCUGCUCGGUGGUGGGUUAGCAGUUGGAACAGUACUUCUCAUAGAGGAGGACCGAUAUGAUAGCUACUCUCGUAUGAUCUUAAAGUACUUCCUGGCAGAAGGAGUGGUGUGUCGACAUGAACUUUUCGUGGCGGCGGCUCAAGAUAACCCAGAUGACAUCUUUCAGGAACUCCCAGCUCCCAUCUUGGACGAUGUUGCUAUCCACAAACCAGUGGAGCAGCCCAAGCUGUCUUGUGAACCACAGGACAGCUUGGAUGCUAUGAAGAUUGCCUGGCGCUAUCAGAAUCUUCCAAAAGUACAGAGUGCCCUGGCAUCCUCAUCCCGGUUCGGGCACUACUAUGACGUCUCCAAGACGAUGGAGCCAGAAAUUCGCCAGGCAGCCAAGUGCCACCGCUUCUACCUCCCAGAACAUCCCACCCAGUCAUCACCCACACACAGUACCAUUCUUGAGUCCUACGCUGCAUUGCUGAAGUCACUUCAAGACGUGAUACACAGGGAGGGCUUUGAUGUAGCAGCCCCCAUGUCAAAGUCACGUAACAUCCUGCGAAUUGGGCUUCACUCUCUUGGCUCGGCUGUGUGGGGUGAUGACCUGUGUUGCCAUGACAACCCUAGAAACAGCCACACCCUUACUACCUUCCUCUAUGGACUGCGUGCUUUGCUAAGGUCAUCGCUGUCAGUUGCAGUGGUUACUGUGCCUUCACAUCUCAUCCAGGACAGAGCUCUAAUGGGCAGCAUAACCAGGCUAUGUGACAAUGCCAUAGCCCUGGAAUCAUUCAAAGGCUCUGAGAGAGAGACCAACCCACUCUACAAAGAUUACCAUGGCCUGCUACAUGUACGCCAGGUACCUCACCUGAACUGUCUAGCGAGUAAACUCCCUGACCACAAGGACCUGGCCUUUAAGCUCAAGAGAAAACAGUUCACUAUUGAGAGACUGCAUUUGCCUCCAGACUUGUCUGAGACGGUGAGUCGUGUGAGCAGGGGGGAGCUGGCAGGAGUGGCCACGAUGGCUUCAGCCUGUGGCUCCGGCACUUCCGGCAACAAACACCUGGACUUCUAGAGCUCCCACACAGUUGCCACAGGCAACCAACACCUGGAACGCCGUAGUGUUGUCUCUGUUUACCGUGGUGACCAGGUUGUUCCCUCGCCCACAUAAUGUCAACCACGAUAACCCUGCCAGCCAUUACCACCUGCCAACUGUCCCAGCCAGUGGUGAAGAUCUAAACAUCCACAGUACCUCGUCUCAUAACGGACACAUUUCAUUAUAUAAGUCCUUUUUUAAAUAAACCUACAGUACCAUCUAUGUGUUAUUUCUUACUCUGACGGCUGAUAUUUGCACAUUCCAAGCGUCAUGAGAAGUUCAUUUAACUUAUGGCCAAGUUUUUAUACCCACAGUUUGGGUGAAUUUUUUUCCCACUGUAAGUUGCUAAAAUGUGAGCCCUGUGGUAUUUCAAAAUGUUAUAUGAAGGUAUAUGAUUGGCAGGGUGACUAGUACUUGACCCAAUUAAAAUACAAGAUGGAGGAAUUAUUUAAGAUUUGGUACAUUUUGUUUGUUUUUUUGUUUUCCUCUGCCUCUGGGGAUUUUGAUUACAAGUAAAGUGUAAUCAUGAAAUGUUGUUUAGUCUUGGCAAACAUUAAAUAAUUUAACUGUGUUCUCCCAACCUCUGGGCUUCUGCCUAGCUCCACUGUGUACAAUAAUAGUUUAUUUUCUUGGAUAAUGCAAUGAAAUGUGCUUUUGUUUAGUUAAAUAAAAGAAAAUUUGGGGGGCAUUUUGCUUUAUUUUUGACAGUACAGUAGAGGGAGACAGGAAAGGCAGGGGGGAGAGAAAGUGAAACAAUAAGGGAAAGUUGACUACCUGUGAGACUGCGAGAGGAUGUAAAGUAAGCAUGUUAUGAAUGACUGAUCUCUGAUCUGCCUCACUGGUUUCAGGUUUGAAUAGGGAUGCCUCCAUCUGACCCUAAGACUGUGCCACUGAGUGACGUCAACCUCCAGUAAGCUGGAGAGCUGAGCAGGAAUGUGGGCAGAGGGUAGGAGAGCUGGAUUUUGGGUGCAGGCUUCACACCUCAUCAGGCAUGUUUGCUGGAUGAGCUGCUUUGCCAUGACAAGCCCAAAAGAACAAAUUAGGUCAAAUGGUGACAUGGAGAAACAGAGAAAAAACAACAUGAAAAAUUAAAUGUUUCAUUUUUGUUUUCCUCUGUCUGCUGCUGAUGCCACUUUGAAUAUUUUUGCCUGUGAAAACUGGCAGUAUUGGUAACACGUGUUGGGAGAGGGUAGUGUUACCUGACAGUUUCAUGCAUGAAUGGAGUGCUCUUACAUGGGGUGUAUGAGAGAGAGAGAUGACAUACACAGGUCACUUACACAGGUGAACGAAAGCUUGUGUUGUCAAGAUAAAAACUGUUUUCCAAGUUAUUGUUGUCGAAGAGCUGACGUAUUCAGGGUACACUUUUAAGGUUGAUUAAAAUAGAAGAAAUUCAUUUUGGCAUUUGUUUAUGUUGCCAUGCUACUGGUAUGUCUGUUUUCUACACUUUCCAUGUCACCAUGGUGCUGAUUCACUUUUUGUUCAGGAAGUGGAUAAUUUUUUAAGUUUUAAAACCACCAACAAAGUUUUAUAAUGUCAGUUUCUUCUAUGCACAUUACGAGUGCAUAGAGUACAUUUAGAAUUUAGUGAACUGAUGCUAGUCUCAGUGCUCACAUUCAACCAAGGGUCGUCUUUAUGCACAUUCUAUUUACAUAUAUUAAACAUGUAGCUGUGCAAAUUUUAAAAAAAUAAACAUUUAAAAUAUGACUUCUUAUAAAUGAUUGACAGUGGAUUUGUCAGUGUUCUGCCCUCAGAUAAAGUUAGUUGUACAUGGUUAGACAGUGAUGAGAGUUAUGAUUAGCCACACAUUCUUCUGUAAUGAGUAUGAAUAAGUAAUUCAGGGUACCAGGAAAUCUCAAUUAAUUUAAGCCUUUGAACACAAUAACAAUAACUGGAUCUUCACAAUCAGGUCGAGAAUGCGGUAUUCUCCCCUGUUCAGUGGGCUUUUUAAAACAAAUGAUCACAUGUGGCUCCAUAGAUGUUUUUAUCCCCCUCACCUCACCCAAAGUAGGAACAUCACUGUUCUUAGGACAACCCAGACAUAAUAAUGUUUUGUUUUGGAGUUCUUUGUCAGCUUCCUUCUUAAUGUUUCUUUUUUAUUGCUCACAUUUCAGUAAUGGUUUAUAACAUGUUAUUGUGUUAUGUGUUUUAUAACAUAUCAUAAAGUAGUUAAACCUGGAGAAAAAUAUAUGUCAGUAUUACAUAUAAAGCAUUUUCUUUUUUUGUUAAAUAAUUUAUUUAUCUUAAUGAAAUCUGCAACAGUAACACAUAAGAUGAACACUCACAACAACUGUGCUGUUGGCAUAUUUCAGAGGACCUACUUCUUGAAAGCCUCACUUAGCCUUUAGCAAAAAAGAAAGCCAUGGGACUGAGUGUAGAGAAUAUGCUUUUAUAAUCGUGUCUUGGCAGCUGCUGCUCAUGUCCUAUUGAUUCCCAACCAAAGCCAUAGAUGUUUUCCUUCAGUAGCUUUAGCUGAGGUCUUACGGGUGCUAUUAUUGAAUGGCCGUCACAUCGCAGCACUAUUCAGGUAACACAAUUUAGGACAAUACAUUUUUACCUCAUUGGAUAUCUCUGCCAAUUAUGGUUUAAUAAAGCAGACCUGUCUUCAGACAUGUUGUGUUACAGUUUAGAUAAUGAUGUUACCAUAUCUGUCAAAUGCACAAAGCUAGACUAUUAUUGUAUUUACAAUGAUGAGGGAAAUGUAACUUCAUGUUUUCUUAAAGCACACACUCACAGACACAGCACAGAAUUUAACUGCAGAUACUAAAUAGGAGAGUGUCAGCUUCUGUUCGCUGCCAUGGAAAUUCAGAUUCAGAUUUCCAGGUCAGAAUUGUUGUGUCUCAUUAAAAAACAGAUCAAAGACUACAAAGUUCUCAGGAACUUGUACAGAAACUUAUAUUGCCUGACUUUGUUCCGAGCAAGAAUUACAUAUAAACCUUUUUAUCCUGAA
Siniperca chuatsi (mandarin fish) is the source of this 4228-nucleotide messenger RNA. It is a transcript of the gene elp4, whose product is annotated as elongator acetyltransferase complex subunit 4. Lineage: Eukaryota; Metazoa; Chordata; Actinopteri; Centrarchiformes; Sinipercidae. Gene Ontology annotation, biological process: tRNA wobble uridine modification. The record is from RefSeq and is a predicted model, not a curated record. Gene Ontology annotation, cellular component: cytoplasm; transcription elongation factor complex; elongator holoenzyme complex. Bases 34 to 1260 code for a protein of 408 amino acids. The transcript has 10 exons.